Molecule: messenger RNA, 787 nt
Organism: Olea europaea var. sylvestris
Lineage: Eukaryota; Viridiplantae; Streptophyta; Magnoliopsida; Lamiales; Oleaceae
Product: 60S ribosomal protein L13a-4-like
Exons: 4
Coding region: 99-719 (206 amino acids)
Biological process (GO): negative regulation of translation; translation
Cellular component (GO): cytosolic large ribosomal subunit; ribosome
Molecular function (GO): structural constituent of ribosome; mRNA binding
Source: RefSeq, a predicted model, not a curated record
UACGAGAACCCAAUUUAAAAAUUAAAAACCCUAACUCUUAAAUUCGUCAUCGAUCCACAGUGGUCCCAGAGAGAAAGGGAGCUGUAGUGAGAGGAACAAUGGUGUCGGGCUCGGGAAUCUGCGCGAAGAGAGUGGUGGUGGAUGCGAGGCACCACAUGCUGGGCCGCCUUGCCUCCAUCUUAGCCAAGGAGCUCUUGAAUGGCCAGAAAGUGGUGGUGGUCAGAUGCGAGGAAAUCUGCUUGUCAGGUGGCCUCGUUCGCCAGAAGAUGAAGUACUUGCGGUUUCUUCGUAAGCGCAUGAACACCAAGCCGUCCCAUGGUCCCAUCCAUUUCCGUGCUCCAUCCAAGAUCCUCUGGCGCACCAUCCGUGGGAUGAUCCCCCACAAGACUAAGCGUGGAGCAGCCGCGCUCGCUCGGUUGAAGGUUUAUGAGGGUAUCCCACCUCCAUAUGACAAGACAAAGAGGAUGGUUAUUCCUGAUGCUCUCAAGGUUUUGCGGCUUCAAGCUGGACACAAGUACUGUUUGUUGGGUAGACUCUCAUCAGAGGUUGGAUGGAACCAUUAUGAUACUAUAAGGGAACUUGAGAAGAAGAGGAAAGAGAGAGCUCAGGCAGCAUACGAGAGAAAGAAGCAGUUGACAAAACUGAGAGUUAAAGCCGAGAAAGUUGCUGAGGAGAAGCUUGGCGCCCAACUUGACAUCAUUGCUCCAAUCAAGUAUUGAAAUAUUGACAUUUAUUUGGUGUAUCAGAUUUUUUUUUUUUUUUUUUUUUUUUUUUAAAUUUUUUUUAA